Molecule: messenger RNA, 2403 nt
Organism: Colias croceus (clouded yellow)
Lineage: Eukaryota; Metazoa; Arthropoda; Insecta; Lepidoptera; Pieridae
Product: heparanase
Exons: 8
Coding region: 1-2403 (800 amino acids)
Cellular component (GO): extracellular matrix
Source: RefSeq, a predicted model, not a curated record
AUGGAUUGUUUGAAAUCGACCGUGCCGUUUUGGCGCGAAAAUAAAACGUUUCUCAAGAUGAAGUUUCGUUUAGUUUAUGUCAAUAUGCCGCUUGGGUAUUUUUUAUUAGUAUCUUGUUUUUCUUUCGUUAAUUCAGAUAUUUAUAAUGUUAAAAUAGGGACGGAUCAUCAUGUCAAUUUGGUUGAUAGUAAGUUUUUAAGUUUCACCCUUGAUCCGAAACUUUUAUUUGCUUCGAGCGGGAAAUUAUAUAGCAGCCAAGAAUGUAAAUGCAUGGCAUCAGCUUUGUCUCCUGCGUUAUUGCGUAUCGCUGGACCAUCUACUUCUCAUCUCACUUUCAAGAAUAACUCCUUGAUUAUUGAAGAUAAAGGUUUAAGUUUGUUUCAUUCGGCUCCACAGACUAAAAUAAACCAGAGACAAUGGGAGAGAUUCAUAAAGUGGGCAAAGACAAACGGCUUCGAGCUGGUCUUCGCGGUAAAUAAUAAUGAAAGAACUGCUGGCGUAUGGGACACGAGUUCGACCCUUGGUCUACUUGGAGCUGCUGAUAAAGCUGGCUUCAAGAAUAUUCAGUGGCAAUUGGGAUAUGAAUGUUCCCACCAAACGAUAGAAGAGUACCUCAACGAUGUGGACACCCUGUCCGUGCUGGCGGGGCGCGGGGCGCUCGCCGGUGACGUCACCAACUGCCUUCGAUAUAAUACCACCGAUUUUAGAGACUAUGUUAUGCUGGCUAUUGAUGUUAUGCCUGCUGUGCUUUUGAAUGGGAACGCAUCGUCCCAAGAACUAUCUUCCAUGUCAGAAAGAGAUCGCAAAUCUCUUCUAAAGUCACUCACUAAGAGUGACGUGCCACUCUGGGUCACUGAGAAGAGUGAGUACUCACUCGAGUUGGAAAGAGCCGCUGAGUGGCUGGCCAGUUUGGGCUUUGCGGCCAGAAAUGGCUUUUCCAUACACUUUAGGGAGUUGUUGGACGAAGAAUUAUAUGAACCUACUUUGAGCUUCUACAUGGCACUCUUAUACAAAAACCUAGUAGGCGAGCGCGUACUAGACGUAGACAUGAACAUAUCCAAAGCUAGUUUAUUCGCACACUGUACAUCGCUGCAUCACAAGCCGAUACCCGGCGCACUUACACUGUAUGGAGCGAACAUGGAUAUCGAACCCGCUAGAUUCUCGCUCAAAUUGUCGGAGAGGGAGGAGGGGGGAGAUAUCAUGCAGUUUAUACUGGGGCAUGAUGAAAAUGGGAAUAUUGUAGUAAACAGUCACGUUAUGUACUACGAAGGAGAUAUUCGACCAGUUGUUAAACGAGUCCGUCCAUACAAAACAUUGCUCAUAAACCUGCCUCCUAAAUCAUUUGGUUUCUGGGUUCUAGCCAAUACAAAAGUAGAUGCAUGUCGUGAUCUUAAUGAUACACAAGACAGUAUAGAAAUUGUUGCUUUAAGCCAAGAAGAAACUAGAAAAGUAAAAAGAUCUGUAGUAAAUUAUGAUAUAACAGAUGCAGUUGAUGAAGAAUCUAUAGAUGGAACAAACAGUGGAAUGCCAUACGAAAAUGUCGCUUUAAAAGGCAGAAUCGAUAGCAUAAACAGAGAUUUGAAGAAAAUGCAAACUAUAUUUCAAACUAAAAUGAACGAAGAUGCUUUAAAGCGUCUCCGACGACAUGUUGAUAGUAAUCAUGAACGAGCAGAAAAGAAAUUAAGGAAUCGAUUUGAUGUUGGUGAAUUAAAAUCAAGUCUUGUUAGGAGAUUAUUGGAUAUCACUGAUUUAACGGAACCUCUAAACAAUGUGAUACGCAGAGUUCAAAAUACCAAUAAUGUUAUAAGAACCAAACGAUUUAAAAAAGAAAGAAAAGCUAAGAAACGUCCAAAAGUUAAAUCUGCUGUUGAAACAAGAGAUAAAGGUUCAAAAAAUGAGAAUGAAAAUAAAGUAAAAAGGAAAGCAAAAUCCUCUGCAAAUAGAGACUUGCUAGAUACAAAUAAAAUUAUUCGCAAUGAAGAUUCAUUACAAGCAUUAGAUAAUAAUAUUGGUCCUCGAAACGAAAUAUCUAGGAAACGAAGAAGCAUUUAUACUAAAAGUGGAACUGAUAAAAAUGAAGUAUCAUCCGAAAAUGAAAUAGAAUUAGACAGUAAAGAAAAUCUAAAGUUUUCAAAGAUUUUACGCAAAAUAAAGAAAAUGGGUAAAAUACCUUUUGACAUGAUUGACGUAAAAACUGAUAAUGAAGAUUUUGAAGAAGAUCAAGAUGAAACAAAUGCUAUUGUUCUAAAAACGAAACUAGAAGAUGAUGGAGCUGUCAUAAGAAUUAGUGAAAAUCCGAACUUUGGCUUUAUAGCGUCAACUUUAGAGGACUUUCUAUCUUUAUUAACAGAACUGAAUCAAAACAUGAAGAAGGCUUGGAGAGCUGUUAGUUUGUUACAAUAA